Molecule: messenger RNA, 591 nt
Organism: Lathyrus sativus (Indian pea)
Lineage: Eukaryota; Viridiplantae; Streptophyta; Magnoliopsida; Fabales; Fabaceae
Source: the annotation of a GenBank genome assembly
AUGGAUGAUGGAAAUUCUGAGGUUUCUGAUAAACUUUCUGAUAAUGUUUUAUUUUCAAAUCCAGAAUCAUGUAGCAAUUUUCGAGCUUCAACAUCUAUGAACAUGGAUACUGAAUUAUCCAAGAGCACUACCAAAACAUGCACUCACACUCACACAUGCAAUCCACCUGGUUUCGAUUUUGAUGAUUCUAUUCAUACACACACGUGUUUUCACACACACGCUCGAGUUUUUGCUUCUGAAGAUGACACGAAUUCGAGGCCGAAAAGGAGUUCUGGUAAUAGAGAAGCUGUUAAAAAGUAUAGGGAGAAGAAGAAGGCGCAGACGGCUUGUUUGGAGGAAGAAGUUAAGAAGUUGAAACUUGUGAAUCAACAACUUGUGAGGAGAUUGCAAGGGCAGGCGCUACUUGAAGCGGAGUUGUUAAGGUUGAGGAACAUUUUGGUUCAACUUAAGGGGAAAGUUGACUGUGAAUUAGGUUCUUUCCCUUUUCAAAAGAAGUGUUUCUCUUCAAAUGGUUAUAAAGGGGAUACUAAUUUGGUUUCAACUUCUCAGGGAAUUGAUCUUGAGCUUUGUAGCAACGACACUUCUGAGUGA